Sphaerulina musiva SO2202 is the source of this 558-nucleotide messenger RNA. RefSeq lists its product as uncharacterized. The record is from RefSeq and is a predicted model, not a curated record. Bases 192 to 395 code for a protein of 67 amino acids. NCBI's taxonomy places the organism in Eukaryota, Fungi, Ascomycota, Dothideomycetes, Mycosphaerellales, Mycosphaerellaceae. The transcript has 2 exons.
CUCACUCUGCCCGAUUGCAUGUGUGAUAGAAUACACAGCACAGGUGUGUUGGCUCUAACGCCUCAUCUCGGCUACGAAUCAAAACCUCAACCUCAGUCCUCGUGACCUUUUCCGUUAACCGAGUCUUAAGGCUAGGACACAGCAGUCUGCGGUACAAGAACCCGUGAUGGCCACGCACGGCAUCUUUCGAGAUGCCAGUGAACAAUUACAAUGGUCACGAGGUGGAGGAUAUUGGCGCGUUCCUUGGAGGAGGCGACGAUAAUGGAGGCAAUGAUACCCAAGCAGACAACGUUACAGCCAGCGAAGACGCUGAUAUAUUGAGUCUAACGACACGGAAGCAGAGAGUGAUGGCCAUGGGCCAGCUGCUGGCAAGCACCUCCCCUCCUUGUCGCUGAUACGCAGAAAGGAGAAAGGGAGGUGUGUAGAGUGGAAACAAUCAAAAUGAUGAGGAGUUACCCAUGAGAGGAGGCCGCCAGCUGUACAGAACGACACUGUACAGAUUGAUGUCUCGGAAAAGCCUACUACGACAUCUAUGCGCCUCGGAAGUGAGACACAGGC